AUGACGUCGCAAGGUCGGGAAGGUACAAUUAGUGCCAAACAACGGGCCUCCUGCGGCACGUACCAGUUGUCGGGAACGCCGCACCUCGCCUGUCCCCGCCACUACAAACCCGUGUGCGGGACCAACAACGUGACCUACCCCAACGAGUGCUCUCUCUGCAGAGAAAUCCUCCACAACCGAGCCCUUGACAAGAAGCACGAUGGAAGAUGCGUUAAGCUCAGCUGUGCUGACCACCUGAGAUCAAGCAGCGGUCAUGCCAUCCCCUGCACCCUGGAGUACAUGCCCAUCUGUGGCACCAACGGAGUUACCUACAGAAACAAGUGUGACUUCUGCAAUGCUGUGGUGAAUGGACUGGAUGUCAACCUGCUCCAUCCCGGAGAAUGCUUCCAGCAAGAAGAGAUUGACUGCGGCAAACAGAAGGGCAACAAUCGCAUCUGCCCCGCCAACUACCACCCUCUUUGUGGCUCUGACGGCAAAACUUACGGGAACAAGUGCCAGUUCUGCAGUGCAGUUUUGCAGAGCCAGGGAACUCUGUUCCUCAAACACUAUGGAGAAUGCCAAGAGCUGCAGCCAUACCCUUCGCCCUGA
Colius striatus (speckled mousebird) is the source of this 588-nucleotide messenger RNA. Its product is annotated as double-headed protease inhibitor, submandibular gland. The transcript has 9 exons. Bases 1 to 588 code for a protein of 195 amino acids. NCBI's taxonomy places the organism in Eukaryota, Metazoa, Chordata, Aves, Coliiformes, Coliidae. Gene Ontology annotation, molecular function: serine-type endopeptidase inhibitor activity; protein binding. The record is from RefSeq and is a predicted model, not a curated record.